Molecule: messenger RNA, 6439 nt
Organism: Phlebotomus argentipes
Lineage: Eukaryota; Metazoa; Arthropoda; Insecta; Diptera; Psychodidae
Gene: Dcr-1
Product: endoribonuclease Dcr-1
Exons: 5
Coding region: 99-6392 (2097 amino acids)
Biological process (GO): siRNA processing; apoptotic DNA fragmentation; pre-miRNA processing
Cellular component (GO): nucleus; RISC complex; cytoplasm
Molecular function (GO): deoxyribonuclease I activity; RNA binding; protein binding
Source: RefSeq, a predicted model, not a curated record
CGUCCUGAGGAAAAUUGUGUUUUUAUCGUGAUGGAAAAAUUACGCGUGUUUUUUUAGUAGAAGUUAGUAAGAAAAUUGUACAUAGUGUAGUUAAUUGAAUGGCGUACACGUGGGCCGACAAUGUCCACACUACGGCCUUCACGCCAAGGGAUUAUCAGGUGGAGUUGCUGGCGGCGGCGUUUGAGGAGAAUGUUUUUGUCUGCAUUGAGCAAAACUCCUCCAAAGAGUUCAUUGCCCUCAAGCUCAUCCAUGAGCUGGGCAGUGAUCUGCGACGAGAGGACACCCCUAAAGCGACAAUCUACCUAUCCAGCGAGAGAAAUGGGGUCUCAACAUACAAUCUCGUCUACCACCUCACAGACUUGGAGCCAAUGAAUUGUUGUGAAUUCGAAGAGCCCAAAUUGAAAACGGAAGAUCUUCUCCGGAAGGUUGUGAUAAUUGGUCCGCAACAAUUUUUAGCCCUCUUGGAGAACAGGGUGUUAGGAAUUGAUCAAAUCAACCUCAUCGUGGUGGAAAAUUGUCACAAGAUGACCUUUUCGAAGGAUAUUCAAGAAAUUUUUGUUAGGUUUUACAAGAAAACUCCAAGUAAACCCAAAAUUCUGGGCUUAGCGGGUCCUUUACACAACGCUGGGUGUCCACUAGGACGCCUGGGGGCAGAGAUUGAGUGUUUGGAACAGUUUGUUCACUGUCGUGCAGAAACUGCCAGUGAUAUCGUCACUCUUCUGCGUUAUUGCACAAAACCGCAGGAGAUUGUUGUCCAGUGUGCUCCUCUGUCCUGUGACGAGUUGACAUUAUCCCUGACCCAGUUGGUUCAGUCAAAGAUAGACUAUCUCUCGGAUCAUCGGUUUGAUCCCAUGGAAAUCUACAGUGACGAAUACUACGAUGAGCUGAAGAACAUUCCAGACCCAAAAGCUGAACCCCUAAGUUUCCUGGAGGAUUUCCUGCAAGUGCUGAAGGAAUUUGGCCCAUGGUGUGCUGAUAAGGCAGCCCUUGCGCUUCUCAUUCAAAUUGAGAAAAGCAAAGUAAAAACUCCCUACGAAAGACACUUUCUCUUACUAUGCAUGACUUCUACUACCUUUGUCCACGUGCGGGCAUUCUGUGAUAGCUAUUUUAGUCAAUUAUCCAGUGAACGAGAACGCAUCGGCAAGUAUUCAUCACCCAAAGUUCUCAGAUUGCUCAGCAUUCUGCGGUGCUUCAAGCCCGAUCCCAAGCAUGUGGGCAAGCUAAGCGAGACCCAAAUUAAGGAAAAUGGAGAAAGUGGCGAAGGAAUAGCCCAGCUUCUUAAAGAAAUUGACUCAUUAGAUUUCAAAGGACUCACUCUGAGCAGUGAACAGAUUGAGGAGCAUGUAAAUGGAAUGGUAGAAAUUCAAGAAUCAUCUAAACUAAAGGAUACUCUGAGGAAUAUAACUGAAAAGACCUUAGAUGUGCAACCAAAUGCCACAAACUCGCCGUUGAGAAGUGAAGGAAGGGUGCCAAGAAUGCGACGAAAGAAUCUGAUGUCACAUAGCCGGCAGCAUCGUGGAGCCAACAGUCAGUCAAUGGAUCCGGAUGCUCUCUGUGGCCUUGUAUUUUGUGACACGGAGUUCGCCUCUAGAGUUCUCUUCUCGCUAUUGUAUGAAGUAUCCAAAUCCGACGAGGAGUUGAAUUACCUCUCAGUGCAGUACAUUGUGGACAAAGUGGCGGAUCCACUGAAGGAGGUGAAACAGGCUGAAAGUGAGCACAGAAAGCAGGAAGAGGUACUGAAGAGAUUCCGCAUGCAUGAAUGCAAUCUACUUAUCGGUACAUCCAUACUGGAGAAGGAGAUUGAUUUGCCAAAGUGCAAUUUAGUCAUACGCUGGAAUCCACCAAAGACAUAUCGGAGCUAUGUGCAGUGCAAAGGACGAGCGAGAGCAACUAAGGCUUAUCACAUAAUCAUGGUUGGAGCGGAUGUGCGUCCGCAAGAGGCGAUCAAUAACGAUGAUGAUGUGAAUGGAUGCGAAAAUGACUCUCUAGAAACUAGUAAUACUCCGGAAAAAGCCACAGAGAAUAUAGAUGACAACCUCGAAGAGAUGAGAAGGAACACUGAGGGAAUGGUGAGGCAAUUUGCUGAAUAUGUGGAAAUUGAGAAGAUGCUUCUUCGACGAUGUGCCAACAAUGAGCCUGACCAGAGUGAACUUACACUAUCUGAAAGGUACACUCAGUGCAUCGUUCCAUACAAGCCACUUCCUGCAUUCGAUGCGCCAAGCGUAAAUCUCUCAACAGCUGUUGCCCUUGUAAAUAAGUACUGUGCCAAAUUGCCAAGUGACACAUUCACCAAACUCACCCCCAUUUGGCGGUAUGAGAAGGCCCAGUGGCGAGCCAGGCCGCUCUACAAGUGCUCUCUCAGACUACCAAUUAAUUCACCAUUGAAGUGUGACAUCAACGGAUGCCUCAUGCCAUCACGAACACUCGCCCGCCGCCUAACAGCUCUAAUUGCGUGUCGCUUGCUCCACAUGUGUGGUGAACUCGAUGAUAAUCUGCAGCCCAUCGGGAAGGAGGGAUAUCGUGCCUUUGAGCCCGACUGGGAGAAUUUCGAGCUCGAGUCAACCGACGAAAUGUUGAUUAAUGACAACUUGGAACCCCGACCCGGUACGACAAAACGGAGACAGUACUACUACAAAAGGGUCGCAUCCGCUCUUUCUGGCUGUCGCCCAACUGUGGGUGAGCAGUGCUACUUUUACUACAUUCAGAUGGUGCUCAAGUGCCCCAUCCCCGAGGAACAGAACACUCGAGGCCGCAAAAUCUAUCCACCGGAAGAAUCACUGCAGGGCUUUGGUAUAUUGACUGUGAAGAAAAUCCCCCAGAUCAGUGCAUUCCCUAUAUUCACGCGCUCUGGUGAGGUGGAGGUCUCCCUGCGACUUGUUGCCACUGACAUUAUCCUCACGGAAACACGGUUGCAGCACAUUAACACCUUCAUCAAUUACACCUUCACGAAUGUCCUAAGACUCCAGAAGUACCUGAUGCUCUUCGAUGCGGACGCUAAUGAAAAUUGCUACUUUGUUGUACCCACUAUAAAGGUGGAGAAUGACGGGGUGGCUGUGGACUGGGAGUUCUUGCGCCUGAUCAAUGACAAUGCUGAUGUAUUGCCUCAAGCUGUGUCGGAAACGGAGAGAACAACCCAAACAUUCGAUGCCAAUAAAUUCAAGGAUGCUGUCGUGAUGCCGUGGUACCGUAAUCAGGAUCAACCACAGUAUUUCUACGUGGCGGAGAUUUGUUUCCACUUAUCCCCAGAGAGCAGCUUUCCCGGUGAGAAUUACAGCACAUUCCGCGAAUACUAUUUUCGCAAGUAUGGCAUACAGGUGCAGAAUUGUAAACAGCCCCUUCUCGAUGUGGAUCACACCAGUGCCCGGCUCAAUUUUCUUACGCCGCGCUACGUGAACAGAAAGGGAGUGGCACUGCCAACAAGUUCUGAGGAGACAAAGCGCGCAAAGAGGGAGAAUUUGGAACAAAAGCAAAUUCUAGUUCCGGAACUUUGCACGAUUCAUCCAUUUUCGGCCUCUCUGUGGCGGGCAGCGGUUUGUCUCCCAUGCAUCUUGUAUAGAUUUAAUGCCCUCCUCUUGGCCGACGAGAUACGUCGCCAAGUGUCACAGGAUUUGGGAUUGGGAAAAGUGGCAAAUGGAGAGGAUUUUGAGUGGCCAUCGCUAGAUUUUGGAUGGAGUUUAGCAGAAGUGCUGAAAAAGUCUCGCGAGAUAGCUAAACAGGAGUCUCCGGAGAAAAGUGACGAUGAAUCCUCGUCAGAGAAACCCGUCCAGGAGGAGAAGAUAAAGAAGCAAAGCAGUAAACUCAGCAAGAAAUUGAAUGGUGUAACAGCAGAGAAGGAGGAUGAUGAUUUGGAUGACGAGUCCAAUGAAUAUGACGAAGAUCUUAUGGAAAUUGGCACUUGGUCUAAUGAUAUGGCUAAUGAUGUUCAGAUAAGCUUUGAUGGGCUAGCUGAUGAUAACUGGACCAUUCAGAAUCCCAAUCAAAUUCGGUAUGGAUCACCAACAUCGUGGAAUGCAUCAAAUCAGUCGGGAAAUGUCUUUGAUUCCACUUAUUAUGACACAGACUCCGAUGAUUCACUCCAAUCUGACCAGGAUGACACUGAGAGUGUUAAGAGUGAGGGAAAGAUGCGCAUUGAAUUUAAAUCGGACAAUCUAGCGGAAGCUAUUGAGACUGAAGAGGAGAUUCUUAAGCGCCAGAAGAAACUUGCCAUUAUCAAUGACAUGAUUCUGGGCGGUCAAGCUUCAGAUUCAGGAGAGAAUGAUUUUAAUAAUCUUCAAAGACUUCCUGAUGUCAAUCUGAGUUGUUCUAUUGAAGAAUGCGAGAGUAAGUUUGAAGAGGCUGUGUUGGAUAACAUCGAUAGGAUCAAGAGAUCAGGAAUGAUGGUGAAUUACAACGAAGAUGUAGUUAUCGUGAAAAAAAGGGACAGCACCAAAGAAAUAACACCGACGUUCUCUCUUGAACUUCUUGAGGAAUUUCUUCCUUAUGCGGCGAAAAAGGAUUUGCAACGAUUUUAUCAGGACGGUGGAUUAACUCUUGACAAUUUACACUCUAUCAAUAAGGCAUUCAUAGAAGAAAGCAAAGCUGAUAAUGUGGAAAAUCUCUGUUCUGGACAUCUCUUCGAUAGAUUCAUUACCAAGCCAACUAUGUCUGAAGACGCCUUUAUUGAACAACGACGGAGAAAAUUGCAACAAAACUUGUCCUUGACAGCUGAGGAGAUGAUGGAGAACUACAACGAUAAAAUUCCUAAUGACAAGCCUGAAUUCUUCAGUUUUGACUAUCAACCAAAUCUCAAGGGUCAUCCUGGACCUAGUCCUAGCAUUAUCCUUCAAGCGCUGACCAUGUCCAAUGCUAAUGAUGGCAUUAACCUUGAGAGACUGGAAACUAUAGGAGAUUCUUUUCUCAAAUACGCCAUAACAACCUAUCUUUAUUGCACCUAUGAAGACGUUCAUGAGGGAAAAUUGAGUCAUCUCCGUUCGAAACAAGUCUCCAACCUCAAUCUCUACCGUCUGGGACGACGAAAGAUGCUGGGUGAAAGCAUGAUAUCAACCAAGUUUGAGCCUCAUGACAACUGGUUGCCGCCAUGCUACUAUAUUCCGAAGGAAUUAGAGAAGGCCCUGAUUGAGGCACGAAUUCCGGCCUGUCAUUGGAAUCUUGCAGAACUGCCCAAUCUCAAGGAGAUGACGAGUCAGGAAAUUUGUAACCUCAUCCGUGAUCGCGCCAAUGUUCUAGGACUGGCAGAGAAGGUGGACAAAGACGAUGAGAUGGAUACAAGUUUAAAUUUCGAUAACUUUCCCUGCUUCAUCCCCUACAAUUUGGUCACACAGCACAGUAUUCCAGACAAAUCUGUCGCGGACUGCGUGGAGGCUCUAAUAGGAGCAUACUUAAUCGAGUGUGGGCCAAGAGGUGCUCUUUUGUUCAUGGCCUGGGUAGGAAUUCGUGUCCUGCCUUGCUUUGAAAUCUCAUAUCCCGAAAAACUAGAUCGCUUGCCAGGAACAUCAACUCUGGAGCAUGAGAAAGACACAUCCCGAAGAACAGUGUAUGGAUGGUGGACUGCUCCAAAAUCGCCUCUUCUAAGUCACUAUCCUCAGCCGAUGAAAAUGCUCACGGAACUUCUGGAUGGCUUUGGACAGUUUGAAAAAACAAUAGACUAUGAAUUUCGGGAUAAAUCUUAUCUUCUACAAGCCAUGACUCAUGCUUCCUAUUCUCCCAAUCGCCUCACUGACUGCUAUCAGCGAUUGGAGUUUUUGGGCGAUGCUGUUCUGGACUAUCUUAUCACCAGGCAUCUUUACGAAGAUCCCCGCCAACACUCUCCAGGAGCCCUGACUGACCUGAGGUCCGCCCUGGUUAACAAUACAAUCUUCGCCUCAUUGGCCGUCCGUCAUGGCUUCCACAAGUACUUCAGACAUCUCUCACCCGGUCUCAAUGAGGUCAUUGAUCGCUUCGUGAGGUUCCAGCAUGAGAACGGCCACAGCAUCAGCGAAGAGUACUAUCUAAUUUCCGAGGACGAGUGUGAUGAGGCUGAGGACGUGGAGGUGCCGAAGGCACUUGGAGACGUAUUCGAAUCUGUCGCUGGUGCAAUAUUUCUCGACUCGGGAAUGUCUCUCGAUGCCGUGUGGAAGGUGUACAGCAAUAUGAUGCGGCCAGAGAUCGAACAGUUCAGCAAUUCAGUGCCAAAGUCGCCAAUAAGGGAACUUCUGGAGUUGGAGCCAGAGACAGCCAAGUUUAGCAAACCAGAGAAACUCGCGGAUGGUCGGAGGGUGCGAGUGAUGGUGGAGGUCUUUGGAAAAGGGACUUUCCGUGGAAUUGGCCGCAAUUAUCGAAUCGCCAAGUGUACAGCGGCUAAGUGUGCGCUUCGUCAGCUCAAGAAACAGGGACUUAUUGGCAAAAAGCACUAAGAAUGAUCUACAUAAAUAAUAAAAAGUAUUUGUAACGAUUCUACCUU